UCCGUUCCUAGCAUCCGCUCUUCGCUCUUCGCACCGCUCCCACGCUCAGACCUCAGGUCCCACGCUCUCCACCUCAGCCUCUCGCAACUUCACCUAGCUAGCCAUGCUCUCCGCCAUGCUUCUCUCCUCCACGCCCGCCGCGCCCAACGUCGCCGUCUCGCCGUUGGCCGCCAUGACGCCGCGUGCGCGCGAUGCGCAGCUCUGCAGCCUUGACGCGCUGCGCCGCGAGAAGCGCUCCGGCAACGUCAAUUGGUCGCGCCCGCUCGCCAACGCCAGGGCCACUGCCAGCGCCAGCGACGAGAAGGCAGCGCGCGCCAGCGAGGACGCUGCGCCGCCGCCGUACGAGGCAGUCGAGGCGUCCGCCGAGCCUGCCACGCCCUCCAAGCUCGCCACCGCUCUCCUCGGCUCCAAGCUGGCCACCGCACGCGCCGAGGCCAAAGCCGCACGUCGCACCGCCGAGCUGGAGCGUAUCCACGACGCCUGGGCCAAUCUCGGCCUCGACACGCGCGCGGCCAUGCGCAACGGCGAGAAGCUGCCGCCCUUCUUUGAGAGCCCGCCGCGCUGCGGCCCACAGCAGAUGGAGGCGAUCAUCCGCGCCGAGUUGGGCGGCAGCGUCUGAGUCAGAAAGAUGGAAGGGAUGAAGGUUGAAGGUCAGGGAUGAAGAUCGGGCUUUGAGGGGUCGAGGCGCAACAAGGGUUGAGGAAUGAGCGAUUAGGAAGA
Molecule: messenger RNA, 720 nt
Organism: Tilletiopsis washingtonensis
Lineage: Eukaryota; Fungi; Basidiomycota; Exobasidiomycetes; Entylomatales
Exons: 2
Coding region: 104-619 (171 amino acids)
Source: RefSeq, a predicted model, not a curated record